CGUGUCCAAACAACAUCGUGAAGAAGAUAUUGUCUUUCUUCCUAUAUAAACUCACCGCCUGCUAUCAUCCACAUCUCUUCAUUCAGCCGGACCUUUCGCUGAGGUCCCUUUAAAGAAUCUUGUAGGUUCCAAAACCAAUUUGUUCUUCUGUUCAUCUUAACUCGACUCCUGUGAUUCAGGUGAUUUGAUUAUAAUCAUGGCGGGGGCUCUGGUUCAAUCCACCAGCUUUCCUUCAACGGUUGCUGGAGAUCGUAAGGUCCGUUCGAAGAGAUCUGGUAAUACAAAAGGAGAAAUCAAGAUGAUGUAUAGCGUACAAACUCCUCACAUGAGUGUAAGGUCUUUCUCUGGUUUGAGAGGAACCAAUGCUUUAGACAACUUGGUAAAAAGGGGUCAAGAUUUCCAUUCAAAGGUUGCAGCUGCCACCUCUGUUCGGAAAGCAAAGCCUUCUCGAAUUGUGCCAAAAGCCAUGUUUGAGCGCUUCACUGAGAAAGCUAUCAAAGUUAUUAUGCUUGCACAAGAGGAGGCUAGACGACUUGGUCACAACUUUGUGGGAACUGAGCAGAUCUUAUUAGGUCUUAUUGGUGAGGGCACUGGUAUUGCUGCAAAGGUGUUGAAAUCAAUGGGGAUUAAUUUGAAAGAUGCUCGUGUUGAGGUAGAGAAGAUUAUCGGUAGAGGAAGUGGAUUUGUUGCUGUAGAAAUCCCAUUUACGCCUCGUGCAAAGCGUGUUUUGGAGCUUUCAUUGGAGGAGGCGCGUCAACUUGGGCAUAAUUAUAUUGGAUCUGAGCACUUGCUUCUUGGUUUGCUUCGUGAGGGUGAAGGAGUAGCAGCUCGUGUUCUUGAGAAUUUAGGUGCAGACCCGAAUAACAUUCGCACACAGGUUAUCAGAAUGGUUGGUGAGAGUGCAGAAGCUGUGGGUGCUGGAGUUGGUGGUGGGAGCUCCAACAACAAGAUGCCGACACUUGAGGAAUAUGGCACCAACUUGACAAAACUAGCAGAGGAGGGUAAGUUGGAUCCUGUUGUGGGAAGACAACCACAAAUCGAAAGAGUUACACAGAUUUUGGGCAGGCGUACUAAAAACAAUCCCUGUCUUAUUGGAGAACCUGGUGUUGGGAAAACAGCUAUUGCAGAAGGCCUUGCCCAAAGAAUUGCAAAUGGUGAUGUUCCAGAAACAAUAGAGGGGAAGAAGGUGAUAACUCUAGACAUGGGUCUUCUUGUGGCUGGAACAAAGUAUCGUGGGGAGUUUGAGGAGAGAUUAAAGAAGUUAAUGGAGGAAAUUAAACAAAGUGAUGAAAUUAUUCUAUUUAUCGAUGAGGUUCAUACACUAAUUGGAGCUGGAGCAGCAGAGGGGGCUAUUGAUGCUGCUAACAUUUUGAAGCCUGCUCUUGCUAGAGGUGAAUUGCAGUGUAUUGGUGCAACAACACUUGAUGAAUACCGGAAGCAUAUUGAGAAGGACCCUGCAUUGGAGAGACGAUUCCAGCCAGUAAAGGUACCAGAGCCAACAGUUGAUGAAACAAUUCAGAUCUUAAAGGGUCUUCGUGAGCGAUAUGAGAUCCACCAUAAGCUUCGCUACACCGAUGAAGCAUUAGUUGCUGCUGCACAGUUAUCAUAUCAGUACAUAAGUGAUCGUUUUCUUCCCGAUAAAGCAAUUGAUUUGGUCGAUGAAGCCGGGUCUCGUGUUCGUCUACGUCACGCACAACUCCCAGAGGAAGCCCGAGAGCUUGAGAAAGAGCUUAGACAGAUAACCAAAGAAAAGAAUGAAGCAGUUCGUGGCCAAGAUUUUGAGAAGGCCGGGGAGUUGCGGGAUAGAGAAAUGGAUCUCAAGACCCAAAUAUCAGCACUCGUGGAUAAAAACAAAGAGAUGAGCAAAGCAGAAACCGAAGCAGGGGAGGAAGGCCCAAUUGUAACAGAGGUCGACAUUCAGCACAUCGUAUCUUCCUGGACCGGCAUCCCAGUGGACAAAGUCUCAACCGACGAAUCCGAACGCCUCCUCAAAAUGGAAGAAACCCUUCACAAAAGAAUCAUCGGUCAAGACGAAGCAGUCGUAGCCAUAAGCCGAGCCAUCCGCCGAGCCCGUGUCGGUCUAAAAAACCCCAACCGCCCCAUCGCCAGUUUCAUCUUCUCGGGUCCCACGGGUGUCGGUAAAUCCGAACUCGCUAAAGCCUUAGCCGCAUACUACUUCGGCUCAGAAGAAGCCAUGAUUCGUCUCGACAUGAGUGAGUUCAUGGAACGCCACACCGUCUCAAAGCUCAUCGGUUCACCGCCCGGUUACGUUGGCUACACCGAAGGCGGUCAGUUAACCGAAGCGGUUCGCCGCCGCCCCUACACCGUCGUCCUCUUCGACGAAAUCGAAAAAGCGCAUCCCGAUGUCUUCAACAUGAUGCUUCAGAUCCUCGAAGACGGACGUUUGACCGAUAGCAAAGGCCGGACAGUUGACUUUAAAAACACGCUUUUGAUCAUGACUUCAAAUGUCGGAAGUAGUGUGAUUGAAAAGGGAGGGAGAAGAAUCGGGUUUGACCUUGACUAUGAUGAAAAGGAUAGCAGUUACAACAGAAUCAAAAGUUUGGUCACCGAGGAGCUAAAACAGUAUUUCCGACCCGAGUUUUUGAACAGGUUAGACGAAAUGAUUGUUUUCAGGCAACUAACGAAGCUCGAAGUGAAGGAAAUUGCGGAUAUAAUGUUGAAGGAAGUUUUCGAGAGGCUAAAAGUGAAGGAAAUUGAGCUUCAGGUGACUGAAAGGUUUAGAGACAGGGUGGUUGAGGAAGGAUAUAAUCCGAGUUAUGGUGCGAGACCCUUAAGGAGAGCUAUCAUGAGGCUACUGGAAGACAGCAUGGCCGAGAAGAUGUUGGCACGGGAAAUCAAGGAAGGUGAUUCGGUCAUUGUGGAUGUUGAUUCCGAUGGUAAUGUGACGGUUCUUAAUGGCGGCACCGGAGCGGCUCCACCACCGGAGGCUUUGCCGGAGGCGAUUGGAGUGUAGAGUGUAGACUCGAGACUCCCCGGAGAUAUGUUGUUUGUUUGUGUAUUGUUAUAUGGUGUGAUUAAAUAUCUCACACGAUGAAUUUGCAUAUCCGUUGGUUGGAUCAGAUGUGAUACAGUUUUAGAUUAUAUUCAGAAUUUUUAUGUUGUUUUAGUAAUAAAAAGACGUGUUAAAGGA
Messenger RNA from Lactuca sativa (garden lettuce), 3151 nucleotides. RefSeq names its product ATP-dependent Clp protease ATP-binding subunit ClpA homolog CD4B, chloroplastic. Gene Ontology annotation, molecular function: protein binding; ATP binding; ATP hydrolysis activity. The record is from RefSeq and is a predicted model, not a curated record. Gene Ontology annotation, cellular component: cytoplasm. Gene Ontology annotation, biological process: cellular response to heat. Lineage: Eukaryota; Viridiplantae; Streptophyta; Magnoliopsida; Asterales; Asteraceae.